Danaus chrysippus (African queen) is the source of this 1464-nucleotide messenger RNA. The record is from the annotation of a GenBank genome assembly. Lineage: Eukaryota; Metazoa; Arthropoda; Insecta; Lepidoptera; Nymphalidae.
AUGUUAGGAUCAAUAAAAAUCUUUUUAUUAUUAGGAGUUAUUUAUUUAUGUAGAGCAAGCGAAGAAGAUGUUUUAGAGCUUACAGAUUCCGAUUUUGAAAGUGCGAUCGGUCAACAUGAAACCGCUUUGGUCAUGUUUUACGCACCUUGGUGUGGACAUUGUAAAAGAUUGAAACCGGAAUAUGCGGUUGCUGCCGGCAUUCUCAAGGAUGACGAUCCGCCGGUAGCGUUGGCUAAAGUAGACUGUACGGAGGCUGGAAAGAGCACUUGUGAGAAGUUCUCCGUCUCAGGAUACCCAACUCUUAAAAUCUUCAGAAAAGGGGAAUUGUCACAGGAGUACAAUGGUCCCAGGGAAUCAAAUGGCAUCGUGAAGUACAUGAGAGCUCAAGUUGGACCCAGUUCCAAGGAAUUGACCAACGUUGAGAGCUUCGAGAACAUGAUCUCUAAAGACGAGGUGGUUGUUAUCGGUUUCUUUGAAAAAGAGGAUGACCUUAAGGGAGAAUUCUUGAAAACCGCUGACAAAAUGAGGGAAGAAGUUUCCUUUGCUCACUCUUCGGCCAAGGAUGUCCUCGAAAAAUCUGGAUACAAGAACAAUGUAGUGCUGUACCGUCCCAAGCGUUUACAGAACAAGUUUGAAGACUCAUUUGUUGUGUACAAGAGUGGAGUCUCACUUAAAGGAUUCAUCAAAGAAAACUACCAUGGUCUGGUCGGUAUUCGUCAGAAGGACAACAUGAAUGACUUCAGCAAUCCUCUUGUUGUUGCCUACUAUGAUGUGGAUUACGUCAAGAAUCCCAAGGGUACGAACUACUGGAGGAACCGUGUUCUUAAGGUGGCCAAAGAAAUGAAGGACGUUAACUUCGCGGUCAGCGAUAAGGAUGACUUCACACACGAACUGAACGACUUCGGCAUCGACUUCGCCAAAGGUGACAAACCCGUAGUAGGAGGCAAGGAUGCUGAUGGAAACAAAUUCGUCAUGUCUUCCGAAUUCAGUAUUGAUAACCUUUUGGCCUUCGCUAAGGAUCUGUUGGAUGGUAAAUUGGAGCCGUUCAUUAAGUCCGAGCCAGUCCCUGAGAGUAAUGAUGGACCAGUCAAAGUAGCUGUUGGCAAGAACUUCAAAGAGUUAGUUACAGACAGUGGUAGGGAUGCUCUAGUCGAAUUCUACGCCCCCUGGUGCGGACAUUGCCAAAAACUCGCACCCGUUUGGGAAGAACUUGGUGAAAAGCUCAAAGACGAAGAGGUUGAUAUUGUGAAGAUCGACGCCACAGCCAACGACUGGCCCAAGUCAUUGUACGAUGUUUCUGGUUUCCCGACUAUCUACUGGAAACCAAAGGACAAUAGCAAGAAGCCUGUCAGAUAUAAUGGUGGUCGAGCCCUCGAGGACUUCGUGAAGUAUGUCUCUGACAACGCUUCCAACGAGCUGAAGGGCUUCGAUAGGAAAGGGAAUGCCAAGAAAGACGAGUUGUAG